Messenger RNA from Suillus subaureus, 3510 nucleotides. Its product is annotated as CHAT domain-containing protein. NCBI's taxonomy places the organism in Eukaryota, Fungi, Basidiomycota, Agaricomycetes, Boletales, Suillaceae. The transcript is spliced from 5 exons. Bases 127 to 3510 code for a protein of 1127 amino acids. The record is from RefSeq and is a predicted model, not a curated record. Gene Ontology annotation, molecular function: protein binding.
AACCUCUCCUCUCACUGAACUCCAUCCUCAUUCCCCACAUCCCUGCCCCUCGUCUUCCCCUCUCAUUCAUUCCACCCACUGCUCGACCCAUCUUCGACCCUCGUCAUUUUACUGCAUCGCACUAUCAUGCCUAGUAGCUCAGAAAGCCGAUAUAUCAGACUUGAAGUCGUCGGUGGAGAGAAUCUUCAAGUCCCUUCUGACCGCAUACCUGCAGGCAUUUACGUAUCCAUCAAUGUCGACUCUCGGAGACGCUGGAAAUCGACUAUCCGUGUCUUAUCAUCUGAUGAAUCUGUAGCGUGGGGGAAUACUUUGACUCUAUCAUCGCAUGACUCACCUGCAUUAUCAAUGGAGAUCAGGGCAUCCUAUGAGGUCGAUCGAAUGCUAGGUAGUGGAGAGAUCAUCGGGAAACUUCAGAUGAAAUGGGAUGAGCUGCUGGGUCAUGGAGACGAGUCAUUCGAUCUAUCCUUCCCACCCGUUCGUGAUGUCUGCCCUUCCCUCACGCUGAAGGCCGUCGUUGUACAUGCUUGUGAUGAUCAGGACAGCACGCUGUCUGAUUCCCUCGUAGACAGCGAUAUUAUUCGAGUCACAGAUGCAGGCCACGCACGAUUGGCCGAAUACAUGACGAGCGGGACGGUCUCUCACCUGAACGAUGCUGUGCAGCAUUUUCAGUUGGUUCUUGACCAGUGUCCGGUCGGCCAUCCUGAUCAUGCAGCAGCACUCACCAACCUCGCGUAUGCCCGCCUUGAAGGCUACAUUCGAAACCAUCUUCAAGACAUCGAUACCACCGCUUCCUUCUUCCGCGAAUCCCUUGCGUUGCGUCCGCAGGGUCAUUCCGAUCACGCAUCAUCCCUCCAUAAUCUCAUUAGAGCAUUGAUAUGGCGCUACAGCAAGGAGUCUACCGCCAUCUACAUUGAGGAAUCCGCGCAGCUGUGCUGCAAGCUGCUGCCCCUCUGUCCAGAGGGCACCUACUUUCGUAGCAUCGGCAUAGACAGUUUGGUCGAUUAUGCGAUCAACAGUCUGCCAACCGACGCAUCUGAUGAAGGCAUUCACCUUCGACGAAACAUGCUCGAGCUUUGUCUCAUGGGCCAACAACACCGUCCAAAUGCGCUUGACAAACUUUCAUGGGCUCUCUUCAUACGCUUUACACAGUGCGGCGACAUUGAUGAUAUAGAUGAGAGCAUUCACCUUCGUCGUGAAGCUGUUUCUCUAUGCCCCACAGGACAUUCUCAUCGCGGUAGCUACCUCAACAACUUGGCCCUUUCACUCAAGAACCGCUUCGAUCACCAAGGCAAACCUAAUGACCUUGAUGAGGCGAUCACUUUGUACGAAGAAGCGCUGCGUCUGUGCCCUGUUGGGCAUGAAUCUCGUGACUUCUCACUGGAUAACCUAGGGCUCUCCCUCAUCACCCGUUUCGAUGAACGCGGCGACAUUGAUGACAUCGCCCGAGCUAUCAGCCUCUAUCGUGAAGCACUGACGUUGCGCCCACCUGGGCAUCCACGUCGUGACGUCACGCUUAAUAACCUUGCCCUCGCACUGAACACCAGACAUGACAAAUCGGAUGUCAGCGAGGACCUUAACGAGGCCAUUGAUUGGUAUCGCGAAUCCCUUCGGUUAAAGCGGCUUGAUGAUCCAGAGCGCCAUAUAACUCUUUACAGUUUGAGCUCGGCGCUCUGCUCUCGUUUCAUGCAAACUCAGACAAAUGAAGACGUCGAGGAGGCCAUUCAACUUUGCCAAGAAGCGCUGGUGUCUCUGCCUUCACUGCACCCAGGCAGAUCCAGGAGCUAUGCAUGGCUACAGAGGGCCUAUCUGUCUCGUUACUGCAUACAACAUAAUCCUGUUGAUUUAUCACUUGCAGUGGAGAACUUCAGACUGUCAUCGCGGCACCCCACUCAAGGAUUCCCAGAACGCAUCGUUCAGGCAUAUAAUUGGACCCUUGCAGUGGAGCAGCAUGGACAUGAAUCCGCAUUGGAGGCCUACUCGAUAUUUUUCGAGCUUCUGGAUGCUCAUUUGGCAACACGAUCGUCGGCGACUUCACGACGCGAAGCUGCCGCUGCCUUCCAUUAUGCCAGAUCAUUGCCUGUAGAUGCAGCCUCGUGUGCCAUCCGCCAUGACAAUCUACGACGCGCAGUGGAGCUCGUCGAGCAGGGCCGUGGCCAGCAAUGGUCCCUGGCCUCUCGACUCAAGACUCCAGUUGAAGACCUCGAGUCAGCAAAUUCGAAAUUGGCGCACGACUAUGUGGAGCUGAGCAAGCGGGUUUACAACGCCGCACAGAGUUCUGCAACCAUCACCGACAGAGCUGCUGCUGAUCGAGCAGCAACAGAAUAUAGGAGGCUUACAAUGCGAUGGGAAGCUGCGGUAGCUAAGAUACGCGAUCUUCCGGCGUUCUCGCGGUUCCUGCUCCCACCUUUGUACAAAAACCUGCAAGCGGCAGCACGUCAUGGCCCGGUCAUUAUCCUCAUUGCGAGUCAAUACUCGUGCAGCGCCAUCAUCGUCCCGACAUCAGGAGACCCCCAUCAUGUUCCCUUGCCAUCUGUCUCUCUCACGGAACUGAAUAAUCUCAAAGAUCGCUUCGCCAGGGCAAUACGACAUGCGUCUAUCAUGGGCCCAAAAGUACCGCGUAAUGAUCUAAUAGUCCUCUUGCGGACAGUAUGGGACGCGAUCAUGCUACCCAUCGUCAACGUACUCGAGAACGUCCUCGAACUAAAGCACCGCUCUCGAAUCUGGCUAUGUCCUACUGCAGCUUUUACGUCUAUUCCCCUUCAUGCAGCUCACCCCUUUCAAACAAAGGCAGAUGGAUCCAAGGAGCCAUGCCUGGAGGAUCUCUACAUCUGUUCUUACACGCCGACACUAUCGGCUCUGGUCAGAUCUAGACAGAUGAUGAAGAGGCGUGUCACUCCGUCCUUCGCUACAAUCGGACAAGGUCAACCAGGUGCAGGGAAAGGCAAGGCGCUCUUGGCUGUCGACAGCGAGCUCGAGCUUGUCCAUAGGCUCGUCCCUGCAACGGCCAACCGUACCACUAUUUCUGGCGAUGAAGCAACACGAGCAGGUGCACUCCAGGCUUUGGAAGAGAACACCUGGGUGCACCUCGCUUGUCAUGGAAAGCAGGACCCUACGCAGCCUUACAAUUCGCAUUUCGUCAUGAGAGAUGAACAUCUGACGCUGCUCGAUAUCAUGGAGAAAGAUAUUCCGCACGCCGAGUUCGCAUUCUUAUCUGCUUGUCAUACCGCCGUCGGGGAUGAGGAAACUCCUGACGAAGUCAUUCAUCUCGCAGCUGGUCUCCAGUUUUCAGGGUUCAAGAGCGUCAUUGGCACGCUGUGGGAAGUCAACGAUGCUGUCGCAAAACACGUCGUUGAAGCGUUCUACAAAUAUAUGUUCAUGGAUUUGAAGGAUGGUGCCGGUAGUGUGAUGGACUGCACGAGGGCGGCCUGGGCCCUCAACCGUGCUACACAUGCUGUGAAGACGAAGGUGCCGCUCGAGCAGCGGAUGGUUUUCAUUCAUAUUGGUGUGUAG